AUGCCGGCUAAAAAUACCGUCACUGCUUGUCACUCGGGCGGCUUGAUACCUCGGCCCGACAUCAUCACCACCAGCGCCGUCAUCGCCAUGGCUGCCGCCAACUCCUCCUACGGCGCCAAUAGGCUCGCCGCCUACCUCGCCAAGUUUAGCCCCGUACCCGCCUUCCCCGAGUACACCGGCCCCUACAAGGUUGGCACCAUGGAUGUCGAGAUCCCCGUCACCGACCUGCCCGCGCCCAGCCCGGCGCCCGCCGUCGCUGACGGCAUCGAGACGGUCCAGUACCGCGUCUUCUACCCCGCUGUCCCCGAGUCGGUCGAGAAGCCCAUCAGCUGGCUGCCCGCCCCCCAGCGCAACCACGUCUCCGCCUACACCCAGUUUGUCGGCAUCAACUCGACGCUGGCCGGCGUCCUCUCACAUCUUCACUACGCUACUAUUCCCGUCCACAAAAACGCGAAGCUCCUGCCCGCCGACACUGACGACCACCGUUGGCCGACCAUGAUCUUCUCCCACGGCCUCGGCGGCAACCGUACCUCGUACUCGUACAUCGCCGGCUCCCUCGCCUCCCAUGGCGUCGUCGUCUUCUGCCCCGAGCACCGCGACGGCAGCGCCGCCGUCACCUACAUCCGGCUCAAGGACCAGAUGGACCGCUUCUUCACUGCCAGCACCCGCCGCGAAGUCCCCUACAGUCGCAUCUCCCACACCAUCACCCCCGAGGUCUACGAGGCCCGCGAGGACCAGUUGCGCAUCCGCCUCUGGGAGUUGGGUCUCAUCCACGAGGCCAUCCAGGCUAUGGACUCAGGCGAUUCAUUUACCAAUCUCAACCUGUCCACGCCCAGCCUCGACCAGUUCACCGACGCCCUCGACGUCAAGCGCCCUGGUAGCAUCAUCUUUGCCGGCCACUCGUUUGGCGCCGCCACCGUCUAUCAGCUCCUCAAGAGCACCUACUACGCCGACGUCCCCGAAGUCGCCGCCAUGGAGAAGCCGCUCUUCACACCCGCCAAGAACAGCAGCAUCCGCAAGCAAAUCACAGAAAAGAACGUUACGAUGCUGCUCGACAUGUGGUGCCUCGCCCUUCUCGCCCCCAACUCGGCGCCCCUCUACAACCUCCCGCUGCCCGUCUACGCCGACACCUCGUCCGCCCCUGGUGGUACCGGCCUGCUGGCCGUCGAGUCCGAGUCGUUUUUCAAGUGGACGGAGCAUCUCGACGUCAAGGCGCGUCUGCUGUCUCCCGACCCAACCACCAAAGUCGUCGGCCCGCAAACAUUUGAGACCCAGAGCGGCAUGAAGCACGUCGAACCCAACUUUUUCUACGUCGUCAACUCGGCCCACCUCAGCCAGUCCGACUUUGGCAUCCUCUUCCCUUUUCUCACCAAAAAGAUUUUCGACGCCGAGCAACCCGAGCGCGCUCUGCGCCUCAACCUGCGCGCCCAGCUGCAGCUCUUGCGCGCCAACGGCAUCCCCGUCGCCCGCACCUACACUGGCGACCUCAUCGACGGCUCUCACAUGGACAAGUUCGACGUCAAGAAGAAGACGGACCCGGUCGGGCCGCACCCCACCGACGGCAUCGUCGACGACAAGGCCAUCUUUGACCGCAGUGGUAGCAACGUCGUCGAUAAUUGGGGUUGGAUCGAUGUCAUUGGCCUGGGCGACUCCGGCGAGAAGGAGACGACCAAGUCUGUCGCUGAACAAGUGGAAGACGGCGAAGAGGUCAUCAAGGGCGAACUCGAGCCUAGCGAACAGCGCCUGCCUGCCGCUGUCAACGCUGCCGCUUGA
Molecule: messenger RNA, 1773 nt
Organism: Cordyceps militaris CM01
Lineage: Eukaryota; Fungi; Ascomycota; Sordariomycetes; Hypocreales; Cordycipitaceae
Product: platelet-activating factor acetylhydrolase 2
Exons: 3
Coding region: 1-1773 (590 amino acids)
Molecular function (GO): 1-alkyl-2-acetylglycerophosphocholine esterase activity
Source: RefSeq, a predicted model, not a curated record